AUGUCGUCGAACAAGCGUCAUCACAAAGAGAAGAUAGCUCGUCGGAUAAAUAAAGAGGAGAAGGUGGAAGAGCAUGAUCUGCCGAAAUACAGAGACCGAGCAAAAGAGAGGAGAGAGGAUCAGAAUCCGGAUUAUGAAAUUUCUGAAUUGACAUCUUUCCACGCUGUUGCUCCACCGGGAACUGUGGAUCUUGGGUCCGCUGAUGCUCACAAGCUAUCUAUAGAGAAGAGUAAAUAUCUUGGAGGUGAUGUGGAACACACACAUCUGGUGAAAGGGUUGGAUUACGCUUUACUUAACAAAGUGCGAAGUGAAAUUGAUAAAAAGCCUGAUAUUGGAGAAGAAUCUAAUUGGGAAGCUACAAAAUCCAAAGAAGAUCAACCGUUGUCAUUCCGCACCGCAACAGCAAAGUCAGUUUAUCAGUGGAUUGUUAAGCCCCAAACUGUUAUCAAGACCAAUGAAAUGUUCCUUCCUGGACGAAUGGCUUUCAUUUACAACAUGGAAAGUGGGUUUUCUCAUGAUAUUCCAACCACGGUGCACCGAAGUAAAGCUGAUUGUCCUGUUCCCGAGGAAAUGGUUACGGUUAGCGUCGAUGGUUCUGUUUUAGAUCGAAUUGCUAAGAUUAUGUCAUAUCUUCGUCUUGGAUCAUCAGGGAAAGUUCUGAAGAAGAAGAAGAAAGAAAAGGAUGGAAAAGGAAAGCUAUCAAUUGCCUCUAAUGGGUUCGAUGAAGAUAAGAGGGUGUUGAGGUCUGAUAUGCUGAAGAAUCAGAAUGUGGGAGAAACCCUACCACCACCUCCACCACCUCUCAAAAAGAAUUAUCCUGAUUCAAAAGAGAAACCCGGACCAACUGCUGUAAGGAAAGAAGAGGAAGAUAUAUUUGUGGGGGAUGGUAUUGACUAUUCUAUUCCCAGUAAGGAUAUGAGCCAAAGCCCAAUUUCAGAGGAUAUGGAAGAAUCUCCCCACAAUAAAGAGAGGACUUCCUAUAUCAGUGAACUUACCUACGGCCCAGUUCCUCCCACAGAGCCAUCUCAUGAUUGGCAACAAAUGAACGGAUAUGAUGCUUUGCAAGCACAAGCACUGGCUGGUGGUUAUCAGGGAGAGUGGCAGGACUACCAAUAUGCUGAACAACUUUCUUACCCGGAGCAAUAUCUACAGCAAGACAUUCAGGCAUAUGAUAUGCACACCGGUUUAAACGUUCUGCAGGACCCACACUUCAUGACUCAAGAAGAGAAGGACAGGGGCUUAGGGUCAGUGUUCAAGAGGGAUGAUCACAGGCUUCAGCAAUUAAGGGAGAAAGACUCUAGGGAAAAGGAUCCCAAUUUCGUAUCUGAGAGUUACUCUGAAUGCUAUCCUGGUUACCAAGAAUAUAAUCGGGAGAUUGUUGACAGUGACGAUGAAGCUGAUUUGACAAAAAUGGAUAUGGGCGGACGAGCCAAGGGACGCCUCCAUCGGUGGGACUUUGAGACGGAAGAGGAGUGGGCAAAAUACAACGAGCAAAAGGAAGCGAUGCCAAAAGCUGCAUUCCAGUUUGGCGUAAAGAUGCAAGAUGGCCGCAAGACUCGAAAACAGAACAGAGAACAGAAACUUUCUAAUGAUCUUCACAAGAUUAACCAAAUACUGGCCAAAAAGAAGGAGAAGGGUGACAAAUUUGAUGAUAGCAGAAUGUAUGAUGAAGAGUCACAUCCUGGAAAGAAACUACGAGUCUGA
Molecule: messenger RNA, 1704 nt
Organism: Fraxinus pennsylvanica
Lineage: Eukaryota; Viridiplantae; Streptophyta; Magnoliopsida; Lamiales; Oleaceae
Source: the annotation of a GenBank genome assembly